GGCUUGCUUUCAUUCUCGGAUGAGUGUUCUUACUGAGGGUCAAUGGUGUCUGAGACCAGAGAGCUAAUCCCACACCCAGAAUCAAGCUUAGGAAAACCCCACCGAACCGAAAUGACGCUAACACCACACUUGACGCAAAAAUUACAUAAAAUCCAACGCGUCCUGCCAACGCAAUGUAAGGGCAUUCUCGUCCAUCUAAAGUCACAAUCUUAGCUUCGGAUACGCGAACCGAGCUGCUUCAACGACGGCGAUGGCGGACAGCGAAGUCCUGCGACAGCUGGAGGAGUCCACCGGCGACGCCCGCCGUCUUCAGCUCGAGACCCUCCGCUCGAUCCUUGAGGCCAACGCCGGCAGCGCCUAUCUCCGCCGCCACCUCUCGGGCUACCUCCCGGACGCUCUCGACGCCACCACCUUCCGCCGCCUCGUCCCCCUCUCCUCCUACGACGACUACGCCGAUUUCAUCGCCCGCAUCGCCGACGGCGUCGAUCCCCCCACCUCCCUGUCCUUCGAUCCCCUCCUCUGCUUCUUCUACAGUUCGGGAACCAGCAAUUUGAGGCCAAAGUUGAUACCUUUCUUCGAUUCCAGCCACGCCAAAUCCGCCUCCAAUCUAGCCCACCAAGCCAGUUCCACCCUUCUCCGAAGAUUAUUCCCUCCAAGACAGACAGUAAAUAAGAUUCUAUGGUUCUUGUAUGCCGGAAAUGUCACCGAGACCAAAGGUGGAUUCAAGGUAAUGGCAGCCUCGGCUUACCCUUUUCACCGCAAGGGCCCGAACCCUCUGCUGUCGAUGAUUGCCAGUCCUCCAGAAGUCGUUCUUGGGUCCGACAAUCAUCAGCAAAUGUACUGCCACCUUCUCUGCGGCUUCAGCAAUUCGGCAUCCAUAGAUGGCAUUCGAGCACCAUAUGCGGCAGGUUUGGUGAGAGCAAUUCGUCUUCUGGAGUCUAAAUGGAAGCAGCUCUGCAAUGACAUAGAAUCUGGAUUGGUUAACCCGGAGAUCACAGAUGCUGCUAUGCGAGAUGCGGUGCAGGAGUUGCUCGGUGGGCCGCAGCCGGAGAUGGCGAAGAGGAUUCGAGAAGCUUGUGGGAAGUCGAAUUGGGGUGGAAUUCUUGGUGAAUUGUGGCCGGAAGUGCGGUAUGUUGCUUGUGUUACCACAGGGAGCAUGGAGCAAUACUAUCCAAUACUGAAGCACUAUGCUGGUGAUCUGCCAUUGUUGUGUGGGGAUUACUUCACUUCUGAGUGUCCUGUAGGUAUUAACAUGGAUAGGAUGCGAUCGCCGGAGGAGACAAGCUUUGUGAUUCUCCCGAAUGCAGCUUACUUUGAGUUCAUUCCUUUCGAAAUGGGAGAUUCUUCGGAGGCAAAAGAGACUGUGGAUAUCUGUGGGGUGGAGGUUGGGAAGAUGUAUGAAGUGGUGGCAACUACUUACAGGGGGUUGUACCGGUACCGCUUGGGUGAUGUUGUUAAGGUGGUUGGAUUUUAUAAUUCAUCUCCUCAAGUUCAGUUCAUUACAAGAGCCCCAAAGGAGGCUUCAGAAAUCUUUACUGAAAGAGAAUUAGUGUCUGCAAUGGAAAACUUUCAGCUUAUGCUUAGGGAAGGGCACAGAGGGGAAGUUGUAGAGUUUGCUGGAUUUUUGGAUUCUGGUUCAGGUCUAAAACAUGUCAUCAUUUUUGUGGAAGUAAGCAUAGAUUGCAUGUUUCUGCAAAGGGAGAAUAUGGAGGAGUCCAUUGCUUAUCUGAGAAGGUGCUGCUCAUCCAUUGAAGGUUGUUUAGGGAAUGUCUAUAGGGUGAAGAGAUCUGAUGGAGAUCUUGGUCCUCUGCAGAUAUCUAUAGUAAAGCCUGGUAGUUUUGAUGGUCUGGCAAAAUUGGCCAUGGAGAAUGGAGCACCAGCCAACCAAUAUAAGCCUCCAAAGGUCAUUCGGAACCUUGGCCUUGUUGAUUUAUUGAAAGCAUCUGUUGUGGUAAGAGCAAGUCUGGAAGGUAAUUGAAUGUAAAAUUCUAAUGUACCACUGAUAAUAAGAAGGAAUUCUUAUACCUCUUUACUUUGAGUGAGAAACCUCCCCUCUGUGGCUGUAUUCUUCUUCUCGAAAUGCAUCAUUGCUUAUAAUAUUUCUUGUUUUUGUUGA
This is a messenger RNA of Elaeis guineensis (African oil palm), 2116 nucleotides long. RefSeq names its product probable indole-3-acetic acid-amido synthetase GH3.6. The record is from RefSeq and is a predicted model, not a curated record. NCBI's taxonomy places the organism in Eukaryota, Viridiplantae, Streptophyta, Magnoliopsida, Arecales, Arecaceae. Gene Ontology annotation, molecular function: acid-amino acid ligase activity. Gene Ontology annotation, cellular component: cytoplasm.